Messenger RNA from Megalops cyprinoides (Indo-Pacific tarpon), 3720 nucleotides. RefSeq names its product YTH N(6)-methyladenosine RNA binding protein 2 (gene ythdf2). Lineage: Eukaryota; Metazoa; Chordata; Actinopteri; Elopiformes; Megalopidae. Gene Ontology annotation, molecular function: N6-methyladenosine-containing RNA reader activity; mRNA binding. Gene Ontology annotation, cellular component: cytoplasm. Gene Ontology annotation, biological process: mRNA destabilization. Bases 170 to 2011 code for a protein of 613 amino acids. The transcript has 6 exons. The record is from RefSeq and is a predicted model, not a curated record.
UCUCUCUCAACAGCGCUGAGAGAGCAAAGGAACUGCAGCCCGCCAUUGUGUAGAAACCAAGCUCUAUAGAGAGACAGGGGCACUUGGCUAACUCUCGAAUAGACAUUUCCUACACCCUGCCGCAUUAAUUAAUAACUAAAUUUAAUACGCAGGCCCCAGGGAGAAAGAAAUGUCAGCCAGCAGCCUUCUUGAACAGAGACCGAAAGGCCAAGGAAAUAAAGUGCAAAACGGAGCUGUAAACCAAAAGGACACUUUAAAUGAUGAUGAGUUUGAGCCGUACCUGAACACUCAGGCCAGACAGAGCAAUGCCUAUACGGCCAUGUCGGACUCCUACAUGCCCAGCUACUACAGCCCCUCCAUAGGGUUCUCCUAUUCGCUGAACGAGGCGGCCUGGUCGACCGGCGGCGACCCCCCCAUGCCUUACCUGGCCUCCUAUGGACAGCUGAGCAAUGGGGAGCCCCACUUCCUGCCAGACGCCAUGUUUAGCCAGGCGGGGGCACUGAGCAGCAACCCUUUCCUGGGGCAGCAUGGGUUCAACUUCUUCCCCAGCGGCAUUGAUUUCUCGGCCUGGGGCAGCAGCAGUUCUCAGGGACAGUCCACGCAGAGCUCGGGCUACAGCAGCAGCUACGCCUAUGCCCCCAGUUCCCUAGGGGGCGCCAUGAUUGACGGACAGUCUCCCUUUGCUGCCAACGAGCCUCUCAACAAGGCCCCGGGGAUGAACAGCCUGGAUCAGGGCAUGGCAGGGCUUAAGAUUGGCGCUGGGGACAUGGCACCUAAAGUGGUGGGAUCCAGUCUCCCUGGGGGGCCCCUCAACCAGGUGACUGGUGCCCCUAGCAUGCCCCCCGUGUCCAUCGCACCAGCCAAGCCUGCCUCCUGGGCGGACAUCGCCAGCAAGCCAGCCAAACCGCAGCCCAAGCUGAAAACCAAGGGUGGUGUGGGUGGGACUAACCUGCCCCCUCCCCCCAUCAAACACAACAUGGACAUUGGCACCUGGGACAACAAAGGGACCAUGCCCAAAGCAUCCACGCCCCAGCAGGCAACCAUCCCCAGCAACGGCCAGCCACCCAACCAGGCUUCCCCUCAGCCCGGUGCUACUGCCGGAGGGGGACCACAGCUGCCCCUCACCAAUGGACAGCUGGCGCCCCCUGCUGCCCAGCUCGGGCAGCACCAGCAGCCCCCACCUGGCCAGCAGGGGAUGGGCCAGCCGCCGCUCCCACAGGGACAGCCCUCUGCCCAGCCUGCUCCGCCCACCCGCUGGGUGCCGCCUCGUAACCGUGCCAACGGGUUUGGGGACGCCGGCAGCGGGGCUGGUCAGUCCCCUCCCAACUCUGGGGUGGGCGGGGUGCCGGUGCCCCUGGAGCCGCACCCGAUCCUGGAGAAGCUGCGGCUGGUCAACAACUACAACCCCAAGGACUUUGACUGGAACCCCAAGCAAGGGCGGGUGUUCAUCAUCAAGAGCUACUCGGAGGACGACAUCCACCGCUCCAUCAAGUACAACAUCUGGUGCAGCACGGAGCACGGCAACAAGCGGCUGGACGCUGCCUACCGCUCGCUGGCCGCCAAGGGCCCGCUGUACCUGCUGUUCAGCGUGAACGGCAGCGGGCACUUCUGCGGCGUGGCCGAGAUGCGCUCGCCCGUGGACUACAACACCUGUGCCGGCGUCUGGUCGCAGGACAAGUGGAAGGGCCGCUUCGACGUGCGCUGGAUCUUUGUCAAGGACGUCCCCAACAGCCAGCUCCGGCACAUCCGUCUGGAGAACAACGAGAAUAAGCCGGUCACCAACUCACGGGACACGCAGGAGGUGCCCCUGGACAAGGCCAGGCAGGUGCUGAAGAUCAUCGCCAGCUACAAGCACACCACCUCCAUCUUUGACGACUUCUCCCACUACGAGAAGCGCCAAGAGGAGGAGGAGAGUGUCAAAAAGGUCGAAGUUCAAGGAAGCGAUCCCUACACCGGUAACCCCAGCAGGAGCCAUUACAGACUGCAGGAGCGCCAAGGACGUGUCAAGUAACCGUCAUCGCUCCUGGCAAUAGACUGCGAUGACCCCCCCCCUGACUUCUCCCCUACAUCCAGAUCUUUUCAGAAAUUCAAAUGGAAAAAAAAAUUAACCAGGGACACAAAAGAAAAAAAACUAAAUGAAGACUCUUUCUUGAUUUCUGUUGACUUUAAAGACUUACUUUGAACUUGUAGUAAAAAAAAGAAACAAUUAUUCAUAGGACUACAAAAAACUUAAAGCGAUUCUAUAGCAUCCUUAGGUGAACCAGUCAUUUUCUUUUUUGCCCGCCCACCCACCCCACUUAUCUCCCUUCCCCAUCACCGCAUAUUUUUCCUCAUUUGCUUUUUCUUUUUUCCAUCUCCUUUUUUUUUUUAAUAAACCUUUUGUUUUUACAGUCCAAAAGCAAGGCUUUACUUCGUUCUCAAAAAAAAAACCUAGAAUGGAAAAUUUAGUGCUGGCUGCUAGUGCCUGCAGCUGAAAGGGGGCAGUUUUUUUUUUUUCUUUUUUCAUUUUUGUACCUCUUACCCCCACUCCCCAACCCCCGUUGUGGGGAGACUUGUUUGUCCAAAUGGGAUAUGGAAUGGGAUCUCCAUCUCAAUGGAUAGUGCAUCGUGGAUACACCAAGAAUAUUGCUUCACAAUUGUCAUCGCCUUCCAAAAUGUUCCUUCUGCCUAUCCCCCCACCCCCCUUUCAAAAAAAAAAAAUAUGGAGGAAAGCUAUUGAAUGUUCAGGGUCCUAAGUUUAUUUUUAUUGUAUUGGGGGGGUGGGGACUGAAAGCAAAUCUAAAGAAUUGUUAAGUUAGUCUUGGUCCUGUAUGAUUUAAUAGUGUAUAAAUGGGCUGUGUUCUGCUGUCUUUUGAGAAAACACUUUUUUCUCUUGUUGCUAUGGGCUGCUCUUUCCUUUAUCAUUUUUGUUUCUUCCUCCAUUUAAGUCAACAGUGAGACGGGCCUGGCACCUCUCUCUAUUAAUCAGUUCAGCGUAAUAAAUGUGACAUCAUACUCCGCAGACCCCGUGUGUGCUCUCCCCUCGUUUGACAGUAAGCACGCGUGUCAUGCAGCACAUUUUAGUUUUCUUACCAAGAAGAAGUGAAUGUGUUACAAUCCACGACCCGUACCUGAGUCUGUCGCACCUUCUCCUCCAUGAUAACCCCACCCCACCACUUCACACCUUCACCACCUGACUCGCAGGGUCUUCUUUUCAAAACAUUGGCUUUUAUCGGUGGCAUAAUAAAGAUGCUGCAUAAAGGAAGUCUUGUGAUUUUCUUUUUCAGCUUAUGGCCAUCUAGAACAAUGCUGGGGAUCGGUUACUUCGGGCCGCAAAGCCAUGGAGGCUGCUUGAGCAUUUCCAUUCUUUCGCAGUCCUUAGAAAUUGUUUAUGCAAUUAUGGGGUGCGACAAUUAAACCCCCCACCCACCAGUAAUCCUACAAAUGUGAGGGACUUGAAACAUAAUCACAGAGCCUGCAGUACCCCCUUGAGGACUGGUGUUGACCUCCUGUGGCCCCAGAAAUGUCAUUGAGGAGCCUUGCAAACUGCCUGCAUGCAAUAGCUGCAAGUGAAAUGUGCAUCUCAGGAGUGAUUAAACUCAUGCUUAAUGUAGAAGGCCAGCUGUGGCUAGCUGUGUCAUUGAUUAAUCUGAAUCCACUGUUUUGAGGACUGGAGAAACUGGGAUGCUGAAUAUCCCCACUGUAUAGUUCUGGCAGUGAAGAUAAUUCACUAAUAUAACC